Molecule: messenger RNA, 8025 nt
Organism: Cheilinus undulatus (humphead wrasse)
Lineage: Eukaryota; Metazoa; Chordata; Actinopteri; Labriformes; Labridae
Gene: otogl
Product: otogelin-like
Exons: 57
Coding region: 1-7731 (2576 amino acids)
Biological process (GO): L-arabinose metabolic process
Cellular component (GO): extracellular matrix
Molecular function (GO): alpha-L-arabinofuranosidase activity
Source: RefSeq, a predicted model, not a curated record
AUGAACUUAAAGUGGACAGUGGAAAGAUUUCUUCUUGUGUCGUUUUCAAUCUCCCACUUGCUGUUACUUGAGGGAGCUCAGGGUCGACUUUCCGGGGCAGAAGGAAGAAUACAAAGAAGGGCUAAUGCACUUCGGAGGAAACGGGAUCUCCUUGGGGAGGAGGUGGGUACACUACACCUAAGAGAACCAGAGGAGACGUACAGGCCACUGCUGUCGGAAAAUACCCUGUCACGCAGAAUUUUGCACAAUUACACAGCCAGAGAUGCCUCUUCAGAAUACUGUGGCUGCCUCAAUGGUGGCUGGUGUCAAGACGGUGGUGUGUGUGACUGUGCUCAGUUCCAAGCACUGGGAGAUCGCUGCCAGAUCAUACCUAACCAGGGCCAGGAUAGAGACGGCAUUUGCAGGUCAUGGGGUCAGCACCACUAUGAAACAUUUGAUGGCAUCUACUUCUACUUCCCUGGAACCUGCUCAUACGUCCUGGCCCAGGACUGCCACUCAGCUACACCACAGUACACAGUGUGGGUUCACAACAGCAGAGUGUGUGACGGGAGUGUGUAUUUAUGCCCAAGAGCACUCAGUUUGUUCUUCCCAAACGAGGAUGAGAUCCACAUCUCUGGAUACCAGGUCCACCAGGGAGGACGCAGGUUAAGUCUGCCUCAGACUGUAGGCAGUGUAUUUAUUGAGCGCCUGGCUGAUUAUCUGCUGGUGAAGAGUGUGUUUGGAUUCUCUUUGGCCUGGGAUGGAGGCUCAGGUGUCUACCUGAAGAUGAGCGAGGAGCACCAGGGUGCCCCCUGUGGCCUGUGUGGGAACUUCAACCACCUUGCUGGCGAUGACCUCACCACUUCCCGUGGCCUCCGGACAGAUGAACCAGCAUUGUUCGCUAACAGCUGGGCAGUGGAUCUGCCUCACGAGAGAGCCUGUCCUUCAGUAGACAUUGAAUUUAAUGGGCCCUGCGACUCUGAGUCAGACAUGGAUGAUGCUAUAGAGAAAUGCAGCGCACUUCUCUUCUUCCCUUUCCUGUCCUGUCAUGAAAACAUAGACCCAAAUCCCUUUGUUGCCAGCUGUGUGUCUGAUCUCUGCCUAUCUGAUGAUGAGGAAACGUUUUGUCGAGCCUUGGUUGAGUACACCCGCGCCUGCUCACAUGUUGGAUAUCCAGUCAGAGAGUGGAGGGACAGCUUUCCUUCUUGUUAUGAUGGCUGUGAGGAGAGUUUUGUCUACAGAGACUGUAUAAGUUGCUGUCCACCCACCUGUACAUUUGAAAAAGAGUGUUUGGGAACCAACUUACAUUGUCUGGAUGGAUGCUACUGCCCAGAUGGUCUCAUCCUACAAAAUGGAACCUGUAUCCCUGUUUCUCAGUGUCCGUGUGUUUACCAUGGUACAUCAUAUGUACAAGGACAUGUGCUUAGACAAGGAUGUAGCAUAUGUGUGUGCAUGGGUGGAGUGUGGAACUGCACCGAGAACAACUGCACAGCUGAGUGCUCAGUGGUUGGUGAUGUGUAUGUGACGACUUUUGACGGAAGGAUGUUUCUCCAGCCGAGGGCGUGUCAGUACGUCCUGGCAAAGAGCCGCAGCAGCAGUAGAUUCACUGUCACUCUGCAGUAUACGACCUGUGCAGAGCAGCAGGUGUGCAUUCAGUCAGUAACUGUGGUAUUGGAUGAAGAUGUGAGCCGACAGAUCACUUUGACCAGAGAGGGAGAGGUAAUAAUUGGUGUUAACCCUGGGCCUGUCCUGCCUUAUGUUGAUGAUGCAGUGGAGGUACGGAAGCUGACCUCUGUGUUCACUCAGCUGAAGGCAGGGAUUGGUUUGAGGCUGCUCUUUAAUGGUCGAGGGGGGCGAGUCUACCUGCAAGUAGAAAGCCAUUGGCGUGGACUGACCCAGGGUCUUUGUGGUACCUUUAAUGGAAAUCUACGAGAUGACUUCCUGUCUCCAGCUGGGAUGAUAGAGGGCACUCCGCAGCUUCAUGCCAAUGCUUGGAAAGUUUCAUCUGCUUGUGUUGCUCCAGUCAACCUGCCAAUCAUAGAUCCAUGCGAGAUGAAUCAGCGUAAUGUAUUCUAUGCAUCCCAGUGUGAUGUGCUCUUGGGGAGCGUGUUUGCACCGUGUCAUAGCCACAUCAGUCCAAAUGUCUACCAGCAGCAAUGUCGCUACCAGGCCUGUCGUUGUGGGAGCAGCUGUUUGUGCACAGCACUGGCUCACUAUGCUUACCUCUGCUCUAAACACGGUGUCGACAUUGAUUUCAGAUCACAAGUCUCUGAAUGUGGAGUUGUGUGUCUUGGAGGCAUGUUGUACCACUCGUGUGUCUCAUCUUGUGGGCGGUCCUGUCGUGCUCUGUCAAGCACUGAGACAUGUAACCCUGCCGACUGUGCCGAGGGGUGUGGCUGUCCAGACGGUAGUUACUAUGAUGAUGUCCGCCAGCGCUGUGUGCAACUGUCUCAGUGUCACUGCUACUCCAUGGGUGGGGUGUCACAACCGGGGGAGGUGACUUUCAGCGCCUCUGGCCCCUGCCUAUGCAGAAAUGGGAAGAUGGAGUGUGUGCCCGAAGAAAAAGAGCCAGAUAGCGUAGAGGUUGGGGAGUGUCCAGAGGGGAAAGUGUACCACAGCUGCACCGAGCAGAGGGGAGGCGUGGCCUGUGCACCAACCUGCCGUAACCUGAUGUUGAACCUUACCUGCGCUCCGAACACACCAUGCAUCCCUGGCUGUGUUUGUCCUUCUGGGCUAGUACUGCACCACGGGGAGUGUUACUACCCCGAGAACUGCCCCUGCUCCUGGCUGGGCCUUGAAUACUUGCCUGGGGAAUCUGUGGAAACAUCAUGUUACAAGUGUGUGUGUCAUCGUGGCUAUUUUAACUGCAGCUACUCCCCAUGUCCAGCUGUUUGUACUGUCUACAGUGACAGACACUACCACACUUUUGAUGGCCUAGAAUAUGACUACCACUCUGACUGUCAAGUAUACCUGCUUAAAAGCGUGGGUGAACCCGAGAUGUCCAUUGUUGCCCAAAACAAGGACUGCUAUGAAAGUGGCAUUGUGUGCAUGAAAAUACUGGUUAUUCACGUGGGACUAACCAAGAUCUACUUCUCGGACAACUCCGGCAACCCUAGCCCAUCUACAGUCGUAGGCCGAGGGUCAGAGUUUGAGAUUUGGAAAGCAGGCUACUACACUGUGGUCCACUUCUCCAAUCAAGAUUUGACCAUCCUCUGGGACCGCAAGACAACAGUUCAUAUCAGAGCUGGUCCUCGCUGGAAGAGCCAUCUCAGUGGACUGUGUGGAAACUUUGACAGUGUGACAGUGAAUGAUAUGACCACCUCCAGCCACAUGGAAGUCAAUAAUGCGCAGACCUUUGGAGACAGUUGGGCCUUGGGACAGUGUGAAAGUGACUACGUAGUUGAGCGACCGUGUGAAGGGGACUUAGGCAGACAGCCUUACGCCAAGAGGGAAUGCGCUCUCCUCUACAGUGACGUCUUUGCGCCUUGUCACAAUGUGGUGGAUGUGGCAUGGUUCUAUAGAAACUGCCUGACAGACACCUGCAACUGUAACCGUGGGGGAGACUGCGAGUGUCUCUGCACGUCCAUUGCUGCAUAUGCACACAAAUGCUGUCAACAGGGGAUCACGAUACACUGGAGAUCUCCCUCUGUCUGUCCCUAUGAUUGUGAAUAUUAUAAUCAAGAGUUAGGAGAUGGCCCAUUUUCCUUAGUGAGUGCUGCUUAUAAUGACACAAUGUUUGGGGUAAAUCGCACCAGCAGCUCAGUGUUUCCUCUGUUGAGAGAGAGACCAGGGCAGCUGCCUGCCCCAGGCCUUCUGUUUAACUUCAUGAUCACAGCAGGCCUACAGAAGGACAGAGCAUCACGUGUCCCUGUGGUGUCCCUGGAGUCUGCAGAAAGACCAAACUAUUUCCUUGUUGCCUCCGGGCGCACUCAUCUGCAGUUGGAGCACUGGAGCCGAGGUGAUGAGUUUAGCCGAAGGGCAACUUUUAUUCAACACCAGGGGCUCUUUCUGCCAGGUCUCACCUCGUUCGAGCUAGUCGGACAACCUGGAACCUUCCUGACACUUACACGUACUGCUGCACGAGUGCAGAAAUAUGACACCUCGCAUGCUUUCAAGGCCAGCAGUAGUUUCAUCCUGGAGGAGAGCAGUUUUGUGAUACCUUAUCGUAUGAUGUGUGAGUGGCGCUACCAGGCGUGUGCAAGCCCAUGUGUCCACACAUGUAUGGAUCCAGAUGCCACACGCUGCCAAUUCCUGCCCCCUGUGGAGGGCUGUUUCCCUCGAUGUCCAAAGAACAUGAUCCUUGAUGAAGUCACCAGGAGAUGUGUCUACUCAGAGGACUGUGUGUCCCUUCCCCCAACCCCAACGCCCUUUGCAUAUGUGACACGGUCAAACAGGACUACUACAGCACCAACAACUACAACCACUACAACGACAAGGCCUACAACUACUACCACCACCACCAUAACAACAACUACCUCCUCCACUACCAGGACAACAACCACUUCUACUACAAUAACCACUGAGCGUAUCACCACUACACCCGUUACAACCCCCGCUCCUCCUUCUCCUACCACCACUACUGCUUCCACCACUCCAUCUGAGACACCCAUUCCCAGCACAACUGAAGUGACCCCUGCACUAACCGAGGAAUUCACUACAUCAGUCAGCACAGCAACACCCUCCAUCUUGGCUACUACAGUCCCCUUGACUACUUCCCCAACCACUGUGGCUUCCACUGCUCCUCCCUCCACCACAUUACCAACACCAACUCCAACAUCACCAGAGAUGACCACCCCGCCUCCUCUUACCUCUCCAUCCACACAGCCACCUACCACCACAGCCAUUACAACCGUCCCCACCUCCACCACUUCUGUCCCUGAAACCACAACUGCUCCUUCACCUACACCAGAAGAUACAACCACUACCACUGAGACCACCACCCCAGAGGACAUUUUAACAGUUGUGACAUCAACAGCAGCACCUUCUACUACCAUGGAGCUCACGACUGAGCCACUGACUACAAAAAUAAUCACAAGCCCAUACACCUCUCUUCUAACAGAGGAAGCAUCGACUACACAUCCUUUUCUCCUGCCAACAACCCCCUGCACUGCUCCAUACUCCUAUCGUAUCGAUGAGUGUGCUGAGCUGUUCUGUUUCAAUGGGGAGCUGCUGCUUCACAACUCCUCUCUUCACUGUCGCUACAACACCACCCCACCACAGUGCAGUCUGCUGGGCCUGCCUGUCCUCAUCAACACAGACCCUUGCUGUCCACUGUGGCAGUGCCCCUGUCGCUGCACAAUGAUGUCAGACCUGCGUGUCAUUACAUUUGAUGGCAACAACGUGGCUUUGUAUGAUAACGGCUCCUACAUCCUGGUCAGCCUUCCCAGAGAAACUAUUAUUGGAACAGUGGAGAAAUGUCCGACCAGCCAGAGUGUCAACUCGAUCAGAAGAACUAGUCCUACAGGUGGAACAUCUGGUCUGUGUUUUAAGAGGCUGAACAUUACAACCUCCUCCUACAGAAUCAUCAUCAACCGGCUGGAUAGGAAGGUGACUGUAAACUACAGACCUGCAAGACUUCCAUUCUCCCGCCAUGCUCUUUAUGUGGAGGACACAGGCAGCAUGUACCAAAUCCAUACACCUGGAGGGGUCCGCAUACAGUGGUACCACAGCACUGGCAUCAUGGUGCUACAGUAUAUCACUUCUUAUAAUGCAUCUGUGCCCACUCGAGGCCUGUGUGGUUGUUGUGAUGGCAACCCAGAGGACGACCUGAAGCUGCCCAAUGGCACAGUGGUCAGAGAGGUGGGAGACAUGAUGCUCUUUCUUCAGGCUUGGAGAGUCCACACCACAGAUGAAACUGAGCACACUCGCAGAGUUGGAGACAACUGCACCACAGGGGACUGCUCUAUCUGUCUGUCCAUGCUUCGCCACAGAGCCUUUACACCAUGCCACAGCAAGGUCCCUCCAGAGCAGUUCUGCGACAUCAUGUGGGCGGGGGACUUGCACUACAAAGAUCACCAGUGUGACUUUCUGGCAGCUUACGUGGCGGUCUGCUACACCCAUCAAGUCUGCAUCAGCUGGAGACGACAUAACUUCUGCCCAUUGCGAUGUCCCCCUGGUAAGGAGUAUCAGCCAUGUGUGAGCACCUGCACCAGCCGCACCUGUCUGAACAGAGAGUACUACGAGGAAACCACCUGCUCCUUCAUCAGAGAGGAGUGUGUUUGCCGCAGUGGAACCAUCCUGCACCGAGCUGACUCCCCUUACUGUGUCACUGAGGAUCAAUGUGUGUGUACGGAUAACGAGGGUAACCCUCGGUCCCCUGGUGAGGUGUGGAAUGGCUCUGUGCGUGGCUGCUGUCUGUACAAGUGUAUGGAGAACGGCUCUGUGGUGGCCGUUGAGCCAGACUGUCACUCUGUGCCUACACCUCUGUGUGAGAGGGAGGGAGAGUACGUACUGGAUGUGCUGGAGGAAGGAGCCUGCUGUCCAAAGAAGAUCUGUGAGUGCAACAUGACCAUCUGUGACAGUGAAGCUCCACCUUGUGAUAACGGCAAUAGACUGGUGAUUGGUUACAGUGCUCUGUCCUGCUGCCCUGAGUACAGAUGUGAGUGUGACCCCAUGGCAUGCCCCCCUGUAUACACGCCCCACUGCAGAGAAGAUCAGUUCCUAGUGGAAGUGAGGGGGGAGAAAUCCUGCUGCUACUCUUAUCUGUGUGUGUGUGAGUCAUGUAUUGAGCCCAUUCCAUCGUGUUCACAUGGAGAAAUUCUGGCCGUUGAUCUUAACACAACCAACAGCUGCUGUCCACAGUACCAUUGUGUGUGUGAUGUCAACCUGUGCCCUGAAACUUACGUGAGCUGUGCACCUGGUCUCUCUUUGGUUCAAACCACUGUUCCUGGUCACUGCUGUCCUCAGCACCACUGUGAAUGCCAAUGUGAGGACAGCUCUCUCCCCAUCUGUCAGGUGGGGGAGAUGCUGGUGGAGGCCUCAGACAGUGGCACCAUCUGUGGCUGUCCUCAACACACAUGCCAAAAGGCAGAGGUGUGUCUUUUUCAAGGGGUAACCGUGCUUGGCCCAGGUCAGUCUCUGGUUCAAUACCUUGAGGGAGAGCUGUGUUACACCGUCCACUGCCUUCAUCACAAAGAUCCAGACUCUGGCUUCUAUGCCAUGGAAAUAACCUCUGUCAACUGCACCCAGAAAUGUGGGCCACACCAGGUGUACGUGCAGUCCACAGACCCACAGGUGUGCUGUGGCUCCUGCAAAAAUGUCUCCUGUACAUUCACAAAUGAAAAUGGGACGACAGAGCUUUUCGCUUCAGGGAGUUCCUGGGUGGAGAACUGCACACGCUAUGACUGCAUGGAAACAGCAGUGGGUGCAGUGAUACUUGCCUCUGGUGUGGUCUGCCCGCCUUUCAAUGAUACUGAGUGUAUUCAGAAUGGUGGGGUUGUUCAGAGUUAUGUGGACGGUUGCUGCAGGACAUGCAAAGAGGACGGUAAGACGUGCAAACGUGUGGCCAUUCGGACGACCAUCAGAAAAGACGACUGCAGGAGUAACGCACCGGUAACGGUCUAUUCCUGUGAUGGGAAAUGUCCAUCUGCCACCAUAUUCAACUUCAACAUCAACAGCCAUGCCCGCUUCUGUAAGUGCUGCCGAGAGAGUGGACUACAAACCCGCUCUGUCACACUGUACUGCUCUCGCAAUGCCACAAUCGUGGAGUACAACUUCCAGGAGCCUCUGGACUGUUCCUGCCAGUGGAACUAAAAACAGAUUCCAGGCAUGAAUAUGAAUGAGAGCAUAACAAAUGAAGACAAUGUAUGAAUAGGAGGAUAGAUUGGGGAGAAAGUCAGACUAAUACAAUACUGAAGAGGAGCAUUAAAGCCAGCCAUGUUUAACAUGACAACGCUGACCUUGAGUCAUAGUUGUAAUCAAAUUAUAUGAAAUUUAACUACUGUAAAGAGGGAGACUUUGUUGAAGUAGUUUUUGCACAUUAGUAUUUUUCUUUCAGUGAUUUUCAGCUUUUUAGUGCUUUCAAGUGAUGUUAGCUUCUUAUCCUAG